AUGUCUACUCCUUCUGUUACUGACUUACAACUCACUAAAAGUACUAAAAGUAGUAAUAAAACUGCUAGAACCCGACGGGCAAAAUCAAACAAUGACAAUUCGAAUAAAGUUUCAAAUAAAUUAAAUAAAGUUUCGAAUACCGAAAAAGAGGCCAAUAAUCCGCACGGGCAUUCUUUGACCUCUCGCUGGCUUGAUAGACAACAAUGCGACGAAAUGGGAAUUAAGUAUAAGAAAGGAAAAUUCACGGCCGAAGAAGAUCGAAAAGUAAAACAAGCAUUAAAUGAUUACAAAACCCUACACAAUCUUGACGAUGAUGGGAUUCGUGAUCUUAUUUAUGGUCGGAAUAAUACGGAACACAAAAAAUUUUGGACUUCAAUUGCGACGCAAAUUGGUACACGACCGAUCAGGACUUUAGCAUUACACGUCCAAAGAAAGUAUCACCCUUUUAACUAUACUGGUACAUGGAGUCCUGAAGAAGAUGAAGAAUUAAACAGAUUGGUAUCAAUAUAUCACCACGAUUGGACUACGAUUGGAUAUCAAAUGGAUCGCACUGGUCAACAAUGCAGAGAUCGCUGGAGAGAUUACGUUGAAUAUCAGAAUGAGAAGCAACUGGGUAAAUGGUCAAAUGAAGAAGAAGAAAAGUUAACAAACAUAAUCGUUGACCUUACAAAAGAAAAUAAUGCCGAUAUCACUACGGAUUGGGGGAUUCCGAGAUAUUCCUUAAGGUUAAAAUAUGAAUUAAAAAAUGGGAUAAUCGCGAAAUGGAGUGAUAGUGAUAGUUACACUCUUGUCAAUAAGCUUUUAAAAUGCGGGGCACUUGAAGAACUUGAAGUGAAUUGGGAAGAAUUAAUCAGUAACGAAAACUGGGGUCCUUGGACACCAGAAGUAUUGAAAGAUUGUUGGCGACGAUUAAAGUAUACCGUCAAAGAUUUUUCGGCUAAAUCAUUCCGAGAUGUCGCGGUCGAAAUUUUAGAUCGAUAUAACGAAACGACAAAAACUUACAAGGCAACCUUUAGUAACCCUAGAAUCACAUAUCCAAGUCCAAGUCCAAGUCCACCUGUAUCAUCUUCAUCAUUUAAAGGUAAAUCCUCAAAAUUAAAGAAUUCCACCUUGUCGAAAGAAUCCAAUGCAAGUGAUUUGGACCAAGAAUCAGAUAAGGAAUCAACAAAUCAAACGAUUGAAUGUCCUUACUGCUUUGAACCCUUGCCAAACCCGUUACCGCUAAAACUUAAAGAAAAGCUUGCCCAAAUAGAUAAAUCAAAAGGAAAGAAGAGAAAAAGUUUCUUCGACGAUGAUGAAUUUUGUAAAUUACACGAAGCUGAACUGAAAAUCAUAUCACAAGGGAUAUCAAAAGGGUAUCCUCGAAUAAUUGAUUAUGAUCAAUUACCAGCACGAAUUAAAAAAUUAAAGAAAAAAUUAAAGAAAAUAAUUUUGGGCAAAGUAAAAAGUAAGUAUCGUAAACAAGCAUUGGAGACAUACCGAAAAAUUGGUAGACGAGCAAAAUUACCAAUGAGCGUGAUGAGCAGGUUCGAAACAUUAAGGCCUGGUUAUUUCGGACCAAAGGGUGCCGAAAUAAUUAUGGAAACAUUGAUGAACAUGUUCACAAAGAAAAAGAAUAUACUUACAGCAGAACUGGCGAAACCACAAAGUAUUGUGGAAUAUUUACAAGAAGUUCUGGUCCCGGAAACUUGCAUCAGAUUAAUCCGAGAAGAUUAUAAUAAUAAAGGUGAAUCAUCACAUAAGGAUGAUAAAAAUAAAAAAAGAAAAUGGUCUGCCGACGAAAGCGAGAAAAAUAUUAAAAAGAAAAAAAGAAAAGCCGAAGGAGGUGGCAGUGGUAAAAUAUCGCGGAAAGAAGCGAAAAUCAUAAUGAAAGAAAGUGCGGAGUAUGGCGAAUGUCUGAAUGGCGAAUAA
This is a messenger RNA of Diversispora eburnea, 1911 nucleotides long. The record is from the annotation of a GenBank genome assembly. NCBI's taxonomy places the organism in Eukaryota, Fungi, Glomeromycota, Glomeromycetes, Diversisporales, Diversisporaceae.